Messenger RNA from Colias croceus (clouded yellow), 583 nucleotides. RefSeq names its product mitochondrial import inner membrane translocase subunit Tim13-like. The record is from RefSeq and is a predicted model, not a curated record. Lineage: Eukaryota; Metazoa; Arthropoda; Insecta; Lepidoptera; Pieridae. Bases 164 to 436 code for a protein of 90 amino acids. The transcript has a single exon.
AUUAUAAUCUAUAUGUCAAAUUACGGGAAGGGUUCCUUUGAGGUUAUCUUUUGAUAUAAUAAUUAAUAAUUAUUUCUAAUUUCAUUUCAUACCUACUUAAUAAAACCCAUUAAAUAUUGCGUAAAAUUAUAAACAUUCGUAAUCUCAAUCAAGCAAUUAAAUAAUGGAUUCCCUUUCUACCGGUUCUUUGAGCGGAGUUCAGAAGGAGGAACUAAUGGACCAGGUUAAACAGCAAAUAGCUAUCGCGAAUGCUCAGGAACUAUUAACGAAAAUGUCAGAGAAAUGUUUUAAGAAAUGCAUCUAUAAGCCUGGAACUUCCCUCGAUAAUUCGGAGCAGAAGUGCAUAGCGAUGUGCAUGGACAGGUACAUGGAUGCCUGGAAUCUAGUAUCUAGGACUUACAGCAGUCGCAUUCAGCGGGAAAGGAAUAACAUGUGAAAACUUUUAAAUCGGUUUAUGUUUGUAAAGUGUUAUGUUAACACAGUGCUGUAAAUAUAGAUGUCUCAGUAGUUCCAGAACAUGUUAAAAAUUGUGAGUUGCGACUGUCCAUUGUUAUGUUAAAUAAAGAUUAUUUAGGUUGUGUAA